This is a messenger RNA of Rana temporaria (common frog), 1782 nucleotides long. RefSeq names its product tRNA splicing endonuclease subunit 54 (gene TSEN54). Gene Ontology annotation, biological process: tRNA-type intron splice site recognition and cleavage. Bases 108 to 1613 code for a protein of 501 amino acids. NCBI's taxonomy places the organism in Eukaryota, Metazoa, Chordata, Amphibia, Anura, Ranidae. The transcript is spliced from 12 exons. Gene Ontology annotation, cellular component: tRNA-intron endonuclease complex. The record is from RefSeq and is a predicted model, not a curated record.
CAGUGUCCGGGUUUAGCAGAGGGAGACGUGUGUUCGCUCCUAUCACAGCUUGUAAUGUGGGAGGAGAGCCGCCCGAGACCGGAUGUCCGGCCGCGAAGUACUUCCUGAUGUUAAGUCCAGCAGAGUUGUUCGCAGUGCGAAGUCGGCAGCAGAACAUUCCUCAGCGCUCUCAUGGGCAGAAGGACUUUUUAUCAGAUGGCUCGGAAGUUCAGGAGACGAAGUUGCAGAUCUGUCGUACAGAACAGUGGGAACUCUUAGGAGAAGAACGAGUUGAGCGUUUGGGAAGUUUGGGGAGAGGAGUAUGGAAGCCAGAGGAAGAAUUAGUGGAACUGACACGGCCUGCGGGCAAAUUUUGGCAUACAAUGGGUUUUACCAAGGCAGGGAGACAGUGCCUGCUGCCCGAGGAAGGGCUCUACCUGCUUGAAUGUGGCACAAUCCAGCUUUUCUAUAGGGAUCUAGCACUGUCUGUCCAGGAGGCCUAUGAGAAACUACUUUCAGCUGGUUCAAUCCCCUUGCCAUACUACCAGGUUUAUAGCCAUUUGAAGAGACUGGGCUACAUUGUCACACGCUUUAACCCAAGUUCUGUAAAAACGCCAUAUGAGAGGCAGAUAAACUUGGAUAGCCAUGUUGCAUGCAGCCGUAAACGCAAAAGAAGCUCAAGUCCUUGUUUGGGAUCAAAGCCUGAAGCCUCAAUAAACAAUGGCAAAGAACAAAUCAAUGUGAUUGCUGCUAGUACCUUCUGCCCCAGUGAAGAGAAUACACCAUCUUCCACAGUGCCCUUACAUCAGAGUAGUCAACAAGCCAUCGAAGAAAUAGACAGAUGCCAUUCAGAUACCCAUGAAAAAUCUCCAUGCAAGUCUUCUCAGCUUGCCCUAGAAACAUGCAAAUCAGCAUCAAGAUUUCCAACCAGUUCUCAAUGGGACUUUGCCAAACUUUGUUUUCCAAAUUGUGCCCCUGAUCAACCCUGUGUUAAGCUUCGAGACCCAGAGCCGACUCUGAUACCAGAGAACGUGUCUGGCCGUCCCGUGGACAUAUCAUGUUGGUUAGGGAAGCUGAACUUGCGUAGGGAGAAGGCAUCUCGAAGAGAGCAAGAACAAUGGGACUGGGAGCGCAAGUACAAAAUCAGUAUCAAUGCUGACCCCAAAGUAAAGAAAUGCACCAAUUGGAAGGAAUACAAGGCGCUCCUGCAGGAGAAUGCAUGUCAGCAAGACCAAGAUAGACCUCCACAUCUCUGGAAGAGUACUGUUCAGCCACUGCUGAGGCCUGGAUCUAUUAAAUCUACAGCUUCUGUUUUGGAAGAGAUCACAGUAAUGAGCCAGUCUACUAUGCUGGAUGAGAACAAGAGGAUUCAAAAGAUGGCAAACCUUCCACAGAUCCACUAUAACCUGUAUCAGGCUGAUGGAACCUCGGUAUUUAGGAAGUCUAAACCAGGAAAGCCCUAUGCACAUUUGUGUGUACGAAGCUUUGAUGAGCAGAUUCCCACUCUACUCACGCUUAAGAACCUGGCCUAUCAAAGCGGAGAUGUACCUGUGGUGUUUGCUCUGGUGGAUUAUGGAGAAGUGGCCUUUUACACGUUCAAAGACUUUCAGCUGCCUGUGGAUGUAUAUCCUUGAAGAAGUCCAUCUGCUGAGCAUGUACACAGAGCCAUGCAUUUACAUGAACUUGAGAAUAAAUGUAAUUGAUAUAUUUUUCUUGACCUUUUGCAGAAUGAAACAAAAUGCAACAUGCUUGUUUCAGUAAAAUUUAAUUAUUUUAAUAAAUACAGAAUUGUAAGACUAUAAA